GGGGGGGGGGGGUAAGCAUGCUUUUCUGUAAACAUGUUCUUCGUCACUUCUCUCUCACUUCCCUCUCAGAAGUUCCACCAACCUUGCUUUAACCCUGACCAAACAGCACCGGAGGCGAUAUCGAUAUCAUUUCCCUCCCCCCUUUUGACCCCUUCUUUCACUUCUUUCACCCCUUUCACCCCCGCUUUCCCACCGUCUUCGUAUUAUCUCGCAGGCUCGUGGCAGCCUUGUCGCUACCCUGACUUGAAAACAACAAAGUCACCUCGUCCUGGCAAUAGAAGCCGAGCAGAGCUGCCAGAGAUGGCUCAGCCAUAUGAUCUGCUGCAACACUCUCUCGAGUCCGAAGGACUGCAUGAUCUGGUUUAUGAUGAUCUUCUAGACUUUGAUACAGAUCUAGGGCUAGGGGAGCUAUCUGAGUAUGAGGAGAUGCUGCUUAUGGCCUUGAGACGUGGUAGAGCUACACCUGUUGCUCGGGACGAUACAAACUGGUUCAACGAGCCACCUCACCCUCCUCCGCCUCCUCCAAGCCCUGAUUACACUCAAUCCCGUCAAACUCCCGCACCUGAGGCCCCUGCGAAGACGGGCCCUAAAUCCAGUGGAUUGGGUCCAAGACCCCUUCUCGACAUGGCUAUGACAAAGCUCCUCGAGAAUAUCAUGGAAGUGCCAGAUAGUGGCCUGGAUCGAGUCCCUGUCCACAUUCUGCUGCGAGUCUGGAAGCAGGUACAAGAAAGGGGUGUCUCUCUGAGUGACUGGAAAGCCUUUGUCGGGACCCUUGUGGAGAGAGACUCUGCUGCACCAGUGACUCUCUACCAGUUUUUCGAGCAUAUUCCCAACCCCACGGCCAAGCUCUCUGUAUACACGACACCACUCAAUUCCUCAAGCUGCAUGUUCAUAACCUACCUCAGCAUUCACAGCAACUUCCACUUCAAAACCGAAGAAUUCCUGGGACUUGCUGGCAUGACAAACCUCGGCGUCUUGGAGAUCACCGACAUGUCGACCGAUCGGUACCCCAAGACGUACCAAUAUCAGGUUAAUGAUAUGCUCCUCAAGGGUUGGAGCGAACAGCCCGGAGCAUUCCCAGCACUGCGCAUCCUCAGAAUCCAGGCCGCCGGCAACCUCGUCUCGAAACUUUGUCUCCAUUAUGUUUCCGGAUUUCCGUCAUUAGCUGUAUUCCAGGUCAAACUAUGCGACUUCCAAGUGCGGGCAGAUCGGCGAUAUGCAAGGGACCUGGGCUGGCAGGUAUCUGGGGGCCCGGUCCGCCGGGAUAUCGUGGGCAUCCUCAGGGGCCUGAAGUCCAUCCCAAGACGGGGGCGCACGUGGCAGUAUCCUCGCUACGAAGCCGACUUCGAGCUGGAGAGUAUCUUGGCCACCAUCUUUACUCAAAAAAGGGCACGGAUUCACAUUCAUUCUCCCUCCGUUUUCGGCCGGCUCGACUGGAAGACCUUUUUCGACAGGUACCGCGGAGAGAAAGCCCCCCAGGACUCGGGCGAACCCGAUUUCGGCACCUGGGCAUUCUGGCUGUACGCCGCCGUCGGCCACAAGAUUUCAAACAGCGAUCUCCCGGAGCGGGUGCGGAGGACCCUCAAACGCCCAGUUCACCUCGAGGGCCUCGAAGUCUCCCCCGUGCCCAUUGCGUGUCUCCAGUUGGGCGAGCAACCUCCCUACCGCCUCAGUGAAGAUGAGAUUACACAAUUGGGCCAAGGCCUUCUACGCGAAGGCCGCAAAAAGGGCCGCAACAAAGUCUCUAAACGAGGUCGCAAACGAAGGGUCGGACGCCUUCUCCCUGACGACCCCAGACGAGGUCGUGCCUUUAUCUUUGUACGAUCACCCACGGGACGGCCAUCGCCCCCUGAAGAUACGGUCCAUGCCGGGACGGAGGACCAAGGCCACGGUGGCUUAUCCACACAGCACGGGGCCUGAGAGGACGAUUUGGGAAGCAUCAGGAUGUGACAGAAGUUGUGUACGACUUCCAUUUUCCCUCGAUUAGCUUGAUUGGGCUCGAUCGAUCUGUAAGAGUGUAACAAGAAGUCCGGCUAUGGUACAGUCACCAGAGGAGAGUGAACAAGUUUUGUAUGACUAAGGACAUCCAUCAUUACGCGCCAGAGCUAUGAUAGAGAUAGAUACAGAGACGGAGACAGGGACAGAGACAGAUAUAUACGUGUCUACACCGUGUAAUACCAAACAUAAUACAACAUUCGUCAAGC
Molecule: messenger RNA, 2204 nt
Organism: Phialemonium atrogriseum
Lineage: Eukaryota; Fungi; Ascomycota; Sordariomycetes; Cephalothecales; Cephalothecaceae
Exons: 2
Coding region: 34-1920 (628 amino acids)
Source: RefSeq, a predicted model, not a curated record